AUGCGCUAUUUAGAUAUCGGAACUGUACAACUGCCCGAAAAGGCUGCCAACGUACAAAUUUCACGAGAUUUUGACUACUGACAUACUGUGACAGGAAUCAGCCUAUUAGUAAUUUCCGGAAAAACUUUUGCUUCCCUUAUACUCAGUAGUCUUAUGGCAAUUCGAGACAGAAGAAUGUCUAAUCAUGCUGAACUCAGACCGGGACCAGACUGUGUUGGCCAGAUAUUCACGUUAAGAGUCGAAAGAGACAUUUGUUUUAACAGCGUAUCGGCACGAUCUAUGGCAUCGAAAACCAGUGCGCCAAUGGGAAACGCCUCCUUCGUUAUGCCGAAGAGCAUGAACUCUUUGUCACUCAUACUUGCUUCCAGCAUCGCAGAAAAUAUUCAGUUACGUAGAACUCCUCGUAAUACUUCAUCCAAAUUGAUUAUAACUUGGUCAGUCGCCGUUGGAAAAAUUCGUAUUAGAUAA
Dracunculus medinensis (Guinea worm) is the source of this 468-nucleotide messenger RNA. NCBI's taxonomy places the organism in Eukaryota, Metazoa, Nematoda, Chromadorea, Rhabditida, Dracunculidae. The record is from the annotation of a GenBank genome assembly.